GAUGACAAACGCAAUGCGUUUCGUUACUUUAUGGAAUACGAACUUGCUGAGGUUUUUUUUCACGAAAUUGUGCUUAUGCAUGCAUUGAAUAUUAGUUUUGUGCGAUGUGUGAUGUGGACAACAUUAAGUUGGAUCAUCAACAGCUGCUGCAGGAAAUUACUACGUUGUUGGCAGCUAACACAGAGACAAGCGAUGCUAAUGCCUUGCAAUUGAACCAAGAACUUCAGCGGCGCCUGGAACAGGUGCGCAGACGUAUAUUAAAGUUGUUGGAGACAGUGCGCGGCCGUUACAAGCGCAACGAGCAGACACUCGUACGCCGCCAGAAACCACGCUCUCACAUCGUCACAGAAGAUGGCGCUGAAAGCGUAAGCAAGAGCGGAGCAGUACUUCGCGGCGGAACAUUUCGUUUUAAGGGCAAUCUAUACUUUCGCGAUGUCGACGGACGUAGCUGUCCUAACAAUGACGACUACGAACGACGUUGCAGCACCGAAAUGUUUCCCACCGAUUUCGAUAUGCGCUCUAAGCACGUCUGGACAGUGCUAGACAAAAAGAACGUCGUCAUGGGAAUUAAGCAGCAGUUGUUGGAUCAUGCCAGGUAUCAGGCCGCAGCAGCGAAUAAAUCAUCCAACAAUAUCAAUGAGCGCAAACGCAAGGGCAUCGAUCUGCAUGUUCAAACUGUGGCCAGUUUAUUAGCUAAUGCCGACAAUAAUUUCAGCAUUGACUGGAAUCAGAUUAGCACACUGGAUCUCGAGCAUCGUCACUCGUCCUACAGCUGCGAGGCAAUGUGGCUGGUGUACCUGCAGCCUCAGUUAAGGCGCGACGACUGGACAGCUGAGGAGGAUAAAGCUUUGCUGGCCGCAGCUAAAGCCAACAAGCUACAAAACUGGCAAGCCAUAGCUGGAGCAGUGAGUCAGCGAUCCGACUAUCAGUGCUUUGUGCGCAUGCAGACAACAUUGCGCUUUCACUUGGAGCCGACAAGUACGAUGCGAUGGAGUCAUGAGGAUAAUGAACGUUUAUGCGCCAUUGUCCAGCGAAAUACGGUGAAUGGGUUGACCAACUGGUCGCAAGUGGUCGAACAUUUCCCGGGAAGAUCACGAUCUACAUUAAUUGGACGCUAUAUGUAUGUGCUACAUCCCAGCAUCAGUCACGCUCCUUUUACACCCAGCGAGGAUCUUAUGCUGUUCGCUGCCGUUGAGGAGUACAAUGGCAAAUUCAAUUGUUUCCCGCGUAAUUUGUUUCCCAAUCGGUCGCUGGCCCAGCUUCGCACACGAUAUAACAAUGUGCUGGCACAGCGGAAUAAAACCGAUCCCUGGUCCAUGGAUGAUGACACAAAGCUAAUGAGUUUUGUUACCGAGCAUGGUACCUCCCAGUGGGUGAGGUGUGCCAAUCAUUUGGGCAAUCACACACGUACCAGCUGUCGUACACGCUUCCUGGUCAUCAAGCGUUUUCUUGAGCAGCAUCCGGAUGCGACAGUGAGUGACAUUCCACGUCGGAAGAUCACUAAAAAUGCUCCAGUAACCGCCGAGAAUUGGGCUCAGCGCUUGCAGGAAUGGCAAGCUGACCCGGAUUCACUGGUCAUCGAUCUCGCCCACAAGCCGAAACCAAAAAGACCCAAGUUUGAAACGGCCAUCAAUGGCAAUUGUUUGAUGCCAUUGCGCGGCAUUGACUCGCACAUCUACGAGUACUUCAAGUAUUCCUAUAAUCUGAAACUUCAUGCUCCGCCAGCACCAAUUCCGCUCCCAUGCAACGAACGUAAUCUAUAUGUGGUGGCCAAUGCGCUACGCUACAAGCCACAAGCCAAUGCUACCCAACUGGUGCAGAGCAUCGCACUGAACAAGCAGUUAAAUCGAUGCUACAGCAAGAUGAUGCGUCAAUUGCCCGCCAUGGAGGCAAGUGAAUCAGCUGCGGCCCCAUUGCUGCUGCCGCCCAAUUGGUCCACAAUGAUGGGCUUUCGUGCCAUAUGCAUCUUGUCAGUGCAUUGUCGAAAUCAUGCGAAAAUAUCGAGUGAACUGAAACCUGCCGUAAGCUAUGAUGAAUCGCAGGCAGCAGUACAGCUAUUCCGGCAACGAUUACGCACUCUUUUCUAUACCACCACACUGCUGAGUCGGCUGGAACCGCCUUCAUUUGAACAGCUUCCCUCGGCUUUAAUGGCACUGCCGCGACCAGCUGUAAGCUAUGGUGCGACUAAGAAAUCUGAUCCGCCGACAUCCACACAGCUUCAGAAGCAAUCCCGUCAGAAGCACGACUCAUCCAGAGACGUAAGUAGUCUGAACGCUCAAAAAAUAGCCCGCCGACAAAUCGAAGAACUGGACCGCAUGGCACAAUCGCAGAAGAGUUUUAAAUCUGAGUUUAAGGAUGAGCCAAAUGUUAAGCAGGAACUGUCUUACGAAUAAAGUUAACUCAUUUCAUUU
This is a messenger RNA of Drosophila hydei, 2411 nucleotides long. RefSeq names its product snRNA-activating protein complex subunit 4 (gene Pbp95). Bases 105 to 2393 code for a protein of 762 amino acids. The transcript is spliced from 3 exons. NCBI's taxonomy places the organism in Eukaryota, Metazoa, Arthropoda, Insecta, Diptera, Drosophilidae. The record is from RefSeq and is a predicted model, not a curated record.